This is a messenger RNA of Gongylonema pulchrum, 284 nucleotides long. The record is from the annotation of a GenBank genome assembly. Lineage: Eukaryota; Metazoa; Nematoda; Chromadorea; Rhabditida; Gongylonematidae.
AUGCGGUCAAACCGCUUGCCGAAGAGGUGGUACGUCGAGAAGAUGUUUGAUUUCGAGAACAUCGGUUUCACGCAUGCCAGCAACGGCAUCAAGUAUUUGGUAUGUGCGAACUGCGAGGAAGGUCCUGUUGGUUAUGUGUGCCCAACAACCAAAGCUCAUUUUGUUGCUGUUGUAAGCUCAAGUGUUGAAGAGCCACUGGAUUUGGUGCGAUUGAGCUUAGAUGAACGAAUUUACAUAAAAAUGCGCAACGACCGUGAGGUUUGUUUAUUCCUAUUGUGUUAAGA